AUGAUAUCUUCUUUAAUCGACUGUUUGGUCAACAACGUUACGUGUCUGAGUUUGAUCGCCAUAUUCACGGGGUUAUUCUAUUAUUAUUCGACUUCGACGUACGGCAAAUGGCGGAAAUUGAACCUCCCGUACGUACCACCCGUGCCACUGUUCGGCAACACUUUCAGAAUGAUGACGAGACUUGAACACCCGAUGGACACGUUUGACAAGAUUUACAACCAUUUCCCGGAUUCCAAACUAUGUGGGUUCUAUCAGAUGAGGGAGCCGAUGCUCUUGGUCCGCGACCCGGAGCUGAUCAACACGAUACUGGUCAAGGACUUCUCGUACUUCACCGACCACGGUAUCGACAUAGACACGUCCACGUCCACUCUGGCCAAGAAUCUUUUCUUCGCCACGGGCCAGAAAUGGCGGACGAUGCGCCAGAAGUUGAGUCCGGGCUUCACGUCCGGCAAGUUGAAGGAUGCGUACUGCCAAAUCAACGAGUGCAGCGACGAGAUGGUGUCCAGCAUCGUCGAGACGAUCGGUAAAGACACCGACCGUAUCGAAUUGAAAGAGAUAACUGGCAGGUUUUCCACAGACGUGAUCGCCACGUGCGCGUUUGGCCUAAAGCUCGACACGAUUAAAAAUGGCGAUUCAGAAUUCCGCCGGUACGCGAAGUUGUUGUUUCAGACCACCACGAAACAGAUGAUUGUCAUGGCGCUGUCGACGAUCUGUCCCUGGCUGAUCAAGAUCUUAAGAAUACAAUUAUUUUCGUUGGAAGCUACCAAUUUUUUCUCUAAGGUGUUCGUCGACGUCAUCAAGUAUCGCGAGGAUCACAAAGUGGUCCGGAACGAUAUUACUCAGACCCUGAUUCAGGCUCGUAAAGAAUUGGUGUUGCAGGAAAUCUCCACCACCGAAGAUAAAUUCUCCGACGAUGAUAUCAUCGGUAACGCUGUUUUUUUGUUCUCCGCCGGUUCAGAAACCAUUUCGUCUCUGCUGUCUCUUUGUCUGUACGAAUUAGCACUGAACAAGGAAAUCCAAGACAAAUUACGUGAGGAGAUAUACUCGAUGAAAGCAAAACACGAUGGAAAUUUUAACAACGAUUAUUUGGUGGAUCUCCGUUACACCAAUAUGGUAUUGGAAGAGACUGGACGCAAGUACUCCAUUGGAUUAAGCAUAGGAAGAGUGGCUACAAAAACAUACACUUUACCCGACGAAUCAUUUGUUAUUGAAAAAGGACAAAAACUCUUUAUACCGAUGUUCAACAUACAUCGUGAUCCUAAAUAUUAUCCCGAUCCAUUGAGAUUUGAUCCAGAAAGGUUUUCAAUGGAACAAAAAUCUCAACGACCUAAUGGCACUUACAUACCGUUUGGUGAAGGACCUCGUCAGUGCUUAGGCAAACGAUUUGCCGAGGCAGAAAUGAAAUUGGUUCUGUCAAAAGUUUUGUCAAAAUUUGAAGUACUACCAUGUGAACAGACUGAAAUUCCUCUAGACAUAAGAAGUGGAUCAGGAUUACUUUCACCAAAAAACGAACUUGUGUUGAAAUUUAGACCAAUCAUUGAGCAUUAA
Messenger RNA from Macrosiphum euphorbiae (potato aphid), 1548 nucleotides. The record is from the annotation of a GenBank genome assembly. NCBI's taxonomy places the organism in Eukaryota, Metazoa, Arthropoda, Insecta, Hemiptera, Aphididae.